Messenger RNA from Oryza brachyantha (malo sina), 1340 nucleotides. RefSeq names its product E3 ubiquitin-protein ligase EL5-like. Lineage: Eukaryota; Viridiplantae; Streptophyta; Magnoliopsida; Poales; Poaceae. The coding region runs from base 202 to 1143 and encodes 313 amino acids. The record is from RefSeq and is a predicted model, not a curated record. The transcript has a single exon.
GACUACAUGUAACAUGAUCACAUCAUACAAAAUUUAAUAUUUACACUUAAUUAUGUCUGCCCUUGUGUCAUCACCAACUUAAUCACUAGCAGUAGUCAGUCUCUAACCCACACCAACACACCAACUCCAUCAAGGGCUCCAGUCUCCUAGUGCGUCGUCGUCGUCAUCAUCAAGGUGGCGCCACCAAAACCUCUUCUCGAGAUGAGAGGCGAUCAUAAAGCUCGCGAUCGCACACCGGCGCAGGAGGCAAGAAAAGGGCAGAGCAUGUCAGCGUUGGCGGUGGGAGACGCGGGCGGCGGCGGCCCGCCGGGAGGAGGGCGGUUGGCCGAUCCGACCGUGGCGGUCGACGGCGACGUUGUCCUGUCCGGCGUCGUCCUCAUCUUCGUCGCCCUGGCGUUCGUCUUCGUCAUGCACCACUUCCUCACCGCGAUGCGACGCCGUGGCCCCGCGGCGGCGGCGAGCGGCGGCCGGCGGCGCGGUGGCCGUGGUGUGUCCGGCUCUGGCAAUGGCGUCGUCGGCGUGGAUGCCGAGAAGGCUGGCGGGCAGGGCGGCGUUGACCCCGCGCUGCUGCGGGCGCUGCCGGUGGCGGUGUACAGGGCGGAGGAGUUCGCGGCGCCGCCGCUGGAGUGCGCCGUGUGCAUCGCGGAGGUCGCGGACGGCGAGGCGGCCAGGUUCCUGCCCGGGUGCGGCCACGGCUUCCACGCCGAGUGCGUCGACCUGUGGCUUGGCUCCCACUCCACCUGCCCGCUCUGCCGCGUAGCCGUCGACGACGGCAGAAGCAGAAACGCAGCCUCCGCCACCCGCACCGCCACCGCUCCUCCCUUCGCUCUCCCUCCGGUACAGCCGGAGCCGGCCAACUACGCGGCGGCCACCUCCCUGCCGACGAACGUCCUGUUCUGGGGCACGCACGGCGCGGUGAGAACGACCACCGCACGGACCAUCCACGUGGACGGGCGUCACACCGGCCCAUGCCCAUCGUCCGGCGGAGAAGCCGCGACGGUGCUGGUCAUGGAGGUCCCGGCCACAACGACGACGACGACGACCGCCACCGCCACCACGGCGCUGCGCGAUGGUGGCGCCGCCGCGAAACCGCAGGGCAGCUCGGCGAGGCUGGUGGGGUCGCUAAGGAGGAUGUGGAGCUAGCGGAGGUGCUCCUCGUAUGUACCUCGCCGCCGACGUGUCGCCGACGUUGGGCGAGACACGCACGCAGAUCUAUGUGACAAAAUCGUGUCAAUUUAUAUAUCUUUGCUACGUUUCGUCCGUUUGUUCUUCCCCAAAAAAAAAAAACUUCCCACGCACAUUGCAAAAGAUUGAAAGAAAAAGAAAAAGGAAACAAAAUA